CAGUCUGAAAUUGGAGUGUGAGAAACUGGCCAGUGAGAAAACUGAGAUGCAGAGACACUAUGUCAUGUACUACGAAAUGUCAUACGGGCUGAACAUCGAGAUGCACAAGCAGGCGGAGAUUGUCAAACGGCUGAACGCAAUCUGCGCCCAAGUCAUCCCCUUCCUCUCUCAAGAGCAUCAGCAGCAGGUGGUGCAGGCGGUGGAGAGGGCCAAGCAGGUCACCAUGGCUGAACUCAACGCCAUCAUAGGACAGCAGCAGCUUCAGGCUCAACAACUCUCCCACGGCCACGCCAUCCCCAUCCCACUCACGCCACACCCAGCGGGCCUCCAGCCCCCCCUGCCCCCGGGGGCUGGUACUGCCAGCCUGCUGGCUCUGUCCUCCGCCCUGAGCCACCAGCUGCCGCUCAAAGACGAGAGGAAACACCACGACAACAACAGUGAGCACCCGAGAGACAGAGACUCAGUCAAGAGCUCAUCUGUAUCUCCCUCGGCCAGUUUUCGGACCGGAGAGAAGCACAGGAGUUCAAGUGAUUAUUCCUCCGACAGCAAGAAACAGAAGACAGAUGAUAAGGAGUCUACACGCUAUGAAAGUGAUGGAGAGAAGAGCGAUGACAACCUGGUUGUGGACGUCUCCAAUGAGGAUCCAGUGUCUCCUCGAGGAAGUCCUGCCCACUCACCUCGGGAGAACGGGUUGGACAAGCGUCGUCUGUUGAAGAAGGAUGCUCCGCUGAGUCCUUCCUCCAUCGCCUCCUCCAGCAGUACACCUUCAUCCAAAUCCAAAGAGAUUAAUUUGAAUGAGAAGUCCACAACGCCCGUGUCCAAGUCCAGCACCCCGACAUCCCGCUCUGAUGCCCCCACACCCAGCAGCACCUCAACCCCGGGCCUGAGGACUGCACCCAGUAAACCCUCAGGAGUCGAGACACUGGCUCCUGGUCUCCGUACGCCAUUGGCGGUGCCCUGCUCGUACCCCAGUCCAUUUGGGAUGGUUCCCCACCCGGGUAUAAACGGAGAACUGAGUGGAGCAGGAGCAGCCUACACUGGCCUGCAUAACAUUUCUCCACAGAUGAGCGCGGUGGCUGCUGCUGCGGUGGCAGCUUAUGGACGCACACAAGUGGUGGGAUUUGAUCCUCACCACCACAUACGUGUCCCUGGCCUUCCUCCCAACCUGUCAGGCAUUCCUGGUGGAAAACCAGCCUACUCCUUUCAUGUGAGCGCUGAUGGACAAAUGCAGCCUGUGCCUUUUCCUCCGGAUUCACUGAUCGGUCCUGGCAUUCCCCGCCACGCACGACAGAUCAAUACUCUCAGCCACGGGGAGGUGGUGUGUGCUGUCACCAUCAGUAACCCGACGCGUCAUGUCUACACCGGCGGCAAGGGUUGCGUUAAAGUGUGGGACAUCAGUCACCCGGGCAACAAGACCCCUGUAUCCCAGCUAGACUGCCUUAACAGAGAUAACUACAUCCGCUCCUGUCGGCUACUUCCGGAUGGACGCACUCUCAUUGUCGGGGGCGAGGCGAGUACUCUGUCAAUCUGGGAUUUGGCUACACCAACUCCACGAAUCAAGGCUGAACUGACUUCAUCAGCACCUGCGUGUUAUGCUCUGGCCAUCAGCCCCGACUCCAAGGUCUGCUUUUCCUGCUGCUCCGACGGAAACAUAGCCGUCUGGGAUCUUCACAACCAGACUCUGGUUAGACAGUUCCAGGGCCACACUGACGGAGCCAGCUGUAUAGACAUCUCUAAUGAUGGGACCAAGCUGUGGACUGGAGGCCUGGAUAACACUGUGCGAUCCUGGGACCUCAGGGAGGGACGGCAGCUGCAGCAGCACGACUUCACCUCCCAGAUCUUCUCACUGGGAUACUGUCCAACGGGGGAGUGGCUGGCAGUGGGGAUGGAGAACAAUAAUGUGGAGGUCCUGCAUGUCACCAAACCAGACAAGUACCAGCUCCACCUGCAUGAAAGCUGUGUGCUCUCACUCAGAUUUGCUCAUUGUGGGAAGUGGUUUGUGAGCACAGGAAAAGACAAUCUGCUUAACGCAUGGAGAACCCCGUAUGGAGCCAGCAUAUUCCAGUCAAAGGAGUCGUCCUCAGUGCUGAGCUGUGACAUCUCUAUAGAUGAUAAGUACAUUGUGACGGGCUCAGGAGAUAAGAAGGCGACUGUCUACGAGGUGAACUACUAGGAGGUCUGUGGCCAUUCAACGACAAGGCCACCCUUCCACCCAGGCACUCUGCGAUGUCUCCAUCACCCGUGUACAAUGUUUAAUGUGUAUAAAAGGGAUUUGAAUGGAACUAACCAAACAGACCGAGUCUUUCUUAGACAGUGACCUUUUGACCUUCUAGCCUGUCGUGGCUCAAAACGAACAAGCAGAACCAAGCACAGAGAUUUUUUUUUUUAUUUUUUUUUGAGUGGAGUGUAGUGAGUGUGAAUGUCCAUGUAUGUGCACUGAAUCUGCAGGAUGUUGUUUUAGCAUUGGCCAGAUAACAUUCCUUUUAAGCCUGUACUUGUUUUUAUAGUUUUUUUUUUUACUGACAUGAGCGCCAUUGUUCACCUACUCCCUGUUUUGUGAGUACCUGAAGGCUUAAAAAAAAUCAUACUGAAUCAUUCCUGGCUGAUACCAGAAUAUCUUCUCCUCUGAGAACUUCCAAUUUUGUCAUACUUAACUAAAAAUGGCAACACUCAAGAGAGUUACCAGUGGAUUAAUGUUAGUAUCACGGGAGAAAAAGCCACAAGCUUUAGAAGUUUCUCUGCCACUUUUGUUGUCGUCUGCUCAGAGUCAUACUGCUACUACACUGUGAAGGAACACGGCAUACACAGGGUAGCCCUCAUGCACACGUUACAUGUGGUUGACAUACAUCCACUGCGUUAUUCAACUUCCUGUGGAUGUUUGCAUACAAUUGAUUGUUUUCUGUAUUUUGAUCGAACUCAACAGCUUUCAUUAAUGUGAGCUCUAAAGGCAGUGCUGUUUUUUAUAUUUUGGUUCUGUCCCAUUCUCUGUGUUAAUACCUCAUACCAAAUUUGCCUUUUUUUAAUGUCGACAUUUCUUUAUGUAAGCAAAAUCAGCCUUUCAUAUUUGAAAACCUUCUUUAGUUUACUUUAGUAUCUCAGUGCUAUUAAGUUUUACAAGACAGUGGACUGGUUACACUUAGGUCCUACCAGGGACUAACCAAUGGGACUAACACAGAACCUACAUUAUAAAACCAGUGGCUUUGUCCUUAAAGUAGUAGUUUAAAACAUGAUAAUUAGCUUUCUUGCAAAGUUAGACAAGAAGAUUGAUACCACUCUUAUGUCUGAACACCAAAUAUGAAGCUACAGCCAGGACGGGUUAGCUUAGCUUAGCAUAAAGACUGGAAACAGGAGGAAACAAAGUAUGCCUACUAGCAGCUUGUCAUUUAGUCGUCGCUGAGAUUGUCAGGCAACCAGUAGUGAUUCCACACAGUCGCUGCUGGCAGCCAAGAAAUAGUCUGGCACAUAACUCUCCAUAAAACAACAACUUUUUGUCUUAAUGCUUGGGUUUUUAUACAGACUAAACAAACAAUAUAUAACAUAUUAAUUAGUGAGCUCUAAAGGGGCUGUUUCCCUUUUAUUUUCAGAUUUUAUGCGAAGCUAAGCUAGCUGCUGGCUGUAUAUUCACCGCUCAGACAUGAAAGUUGUAUCUUCUCAUCUUACCUUCAACAAGAAAGCAAAUAAUCAUCUUUCCCAAAAUGGCUUUGAUCAUUGAUUCAUAUGAUUGCAGCUUGUGUUUCUUUUCUACCUGCUGUAUGUGUUCAUUAAAUAUUUGUAUUUAUUUUCUCUCUUAACUCUCAUAAUUCUGAGUGAGGUGUGAGCUCAGUCUUUGUUUGUGUGUGUGUGUGUGUGUGUGUGUGUGUGUGUGUGUUUUGACCCUGUGGGCGUUGAACAAACAAACAAGAUUGCCCUCACUGUAGUCUGCCCUUUGAACUUGGUUCUGCUCCCUCAGUUCAGACUCCUGUGGAUGCUCACUGGAUUCUGUCUGACAGAUUUCGGUAAAAAACUGUCUGGUGUUUGGAGGUCAACCAGCCUUCCAUUUCCUGCCUGGAUUUUUAUUUGUUUGGACCUUUAGCCACUGAAAAUAAGUGGCGAUAUGCUCGUGAUCUCUCUUGGAUUUACUUCUGUUGGCUUGUAGAAAUAACACAGUGCCUUUAUGCUGCUACGCUUCUGACUCCAUUAUGUCCCGCUGAGUGUUCAACUACACAGAAGAGAGAACAUCAUGGACUCUUCUGUUGGAGUCCUUUUUAAAAAUUUACUGUUUUUGAGUGUAUAUCUCGCAACAUUUAAGGAUGGAUUUUAGUAAAAAAGAUCAGCAAAGUAACACAAACAGCAACCCAGAUUUUCCCGUCUGGUUGGUAUCAGUUGUCUGUGGUCCACUUGGAAGUAAUCAGGACAAUACUUCUCUUUAAUUCUGCCUUCUUUGCUGAACACAUGUUCAUGUUCUGAUUGUUUGAAGCAUGGUGCCAUUAACCAGAUGCUUUUGAAGUUUCUCCACUUUACUUUUCUUUCUGCUUUAAAGCUUUGUUCUUGUUGCACAUCGACAGGAAGACACCCAAAACACACAGCGCAUCAGUAGUUACUGGCAGAGAGGUCAGUCUCUGCUAUAUUCAACAAAAACAACCUUUCCUAAUCUUAACCAUUUCCGCCUUAUCAACUACACUUAGAUAUCUGGAGGCUCCUUCUUUAAACAUAAUCAUUUAAAUUUUGUGCUUAAACCCAACCUCCUGGUUUAGCUACUACCCAGAACCCUUGUGAGAUCCAUAAUUUUACAUCACUGAAAGAAUAUUUUGAGACCAGCUGAGUGAUUUAGAAAUGUACAAAGAAAACAGAAGAACAGAGGAUUGAUUAUUGGAGUAACUGAUUAUUGUAUAAAACGUACCUGUAUUGUUAUUUUAAUGCCAGAAGUUGCAUAUUACAGCUUUAAUUUCCAUUUCUUGACCCUGAGUGCAACAUUCUCAACCCACAACUCAAGAAGGAAGCAGUGAACAGAGAGGUUUCCAUUUUUUUUGUUUUCUACUGUUUAUGGGAUUAAAAUAAUAAGAAAGCUCAUCUCAUAUGUGCAUGUUAUUGUCAUGUUAUUAUCACUGCCUAAAACCAAUUUCUCUGGCUUAAUAAGGGCAACGACUGCUUUAUAAAAGAUGGGCAAACAUGACCAGAUUCAAAUGUGGUUCAUGGUUUACCUUUCUAACUGAUAGAGAGAGCAGUGCUCAUGCUCAGUACUAAUCCAGAUACCUACCUAUACCUGUCUUAUUUUACUAUGAGGUUUUAAUAUUUAAAGAUAGAUAUUAAAAUCUGAGAAAGAUCAGUUUGUGACACUCCCAUGCACGUCUGAACUCCUCUCCAACUCUCUAAGUUACUGUAUUACAGUGUUUUUCAGUUAAAUGCCAAGGAGAAGCAAAUUUGAAGAUGGUCAGGUGGUUUUAUUUAUAAUAUUAAUUGUUUUUUGUGACACAGACAGAUCUGUAUUCCCACUGGGGUGAAUUCAAAUGGACAUUUUGUAUUGAAGCUACCUUGAAUAGGAACGAAAGACAUUUCAUUGUUACGGCUGGUAUUUUUGUAAUUUCUUUGACAGGCACACACUGACACUGUACAUCCUGAAGGACUGGCCAUGAUAUUGGUUUGGGUUUCACUGUGUUUGCCUUAUUCUGUGCUUUCUUUCUGAAUCUGAAACAUUUCUGUGAUUGCUGCAGUCAGCUAUGCUUUCAAAUUAAAAUGACAAUUCACUCACCUUGCUGUCAUCGACCCCACAGCUGCGUUUUCUGCUCUUGAAUGACUCAUAAAAUCUGUACCUUCUGUACUAAACAGCUACUGUGCAACUUUCAUCCCCAUAAAUAAUGGAAAAACAUACACUUUGGUUACACCUGCGCUAAUGUCAAGAGUCAAACCUCAAUGUUACUCAUCUCAUCUGAGUGCUACAAGUUAACAUGACCUGAUACGGAAAUGGUGUUAUGUACAAUAAUGAUGUGUAGAGCAUUUAGGUUGACUGAACUCAUGAAGGUAUUAUACAUAUACUGUAAACAUGUAAUAACUCAAGUCUACAGUGGAAAGAAACUUCCUGUUGCUAGUUGAGCUUUCC
This is a messenger RNA of Morone saxatilis (striped sea-bass), 6076 nucleotides long. Its product is annotated as transducin-like enhancer protein 4. The record is from RefSeq and is a predicted model, not a curated record. Gene Ontology annotation, cellular component: transcription regulator complex; nucleus. Gene Ontology annotation, biological process: negative regulation of canonical Wnt signaling pathway; regulation of DNA-templated transcription. NCBI's taxonomy places the organism in Eukaryota, Metazoa, Chordata, Actinopteri, Moronidae. The transcript has 18 exons. Gene Ontology annotation, molecular function: protein binding; transcription corepressor activity. Bases 47 to 2173 code for a protein of 708 amino acids.